UGUCAGUUUAAUUGAUGCUGCAGCUAACAGCAAAGUUGUCUUCGGAACCGCGAAGAAAGGCGGACUGGGUCUUCUUUUCUGGCAUUUCAAUGUUGUCGACCUUCUGCUGGUGGUUUUCACAGAGGUCGAGAUGAAUCUAGAUUUAAGCGCUGAAUCCCGUCUGAAGGAGAAGAAACAGCGGAGUUCGCCUGCAAAAUCCCUUUAAAAGCGUCAGCGGUUUGUUUUUAGCUUCGUCUGUUUUUGCCAGAGGUUCGGUUAGUCGUCGGUUUUAAGCGAGUUUACGCCGUGAAAUCAUGGCGUUCUUCGUGAAAAAGAAGAAAUUCAAGUUUCAGACCCAGCUGACCCUGGAGGAGCUGACCGCUGUGCCUUUUGUCAACGGGGUUCUGUUCUGCAAACUGCGGCUGCUGGACGGAGACUUUGUCGCCACUUCUUCCAGAGAGGAAGUUCAUGAGAACUGUGUCCGCUGGAGGAAGAGGUUCACCUUUGUGUCGAAAAUGAGCGCCAACCCUCACACCGGGGUGCUGGAUCCGUCCGUCUGCAGGGUGUCCGUCAGGAAGGAACUGAAAGGAGGAAAAGCAUAUUCAAAGCUGGGCUUCACAGACCUCAACAUGGCCGAGUUUGCCGGUUCCGGCUCCACGGUGCGCUGCUGUCUGCUGGAGGGAUACGACACCAAGAACACGCGGCAGGACAACUCCAUCCUGAAGGUAAUCAUUGGAAUGACUCUUCUUUCUGGAGAUCCGUGCUUCAAAACCGCUCCAAGCACAGCAAAGUCCAUCUCCAUCCCCGGACGGGAACACACCCUGCAGCUGGACUGCAAGGGGGAGGGGACGGCCGAGGGAACCGGGCCAGCUGGAGGGGUUUCUCUGGGCCGGGCCUCCAAGCCUCGGCCUUCCAUCAUCAGCUCGGGCCUGCUGGACGACUCCGAGCCGAACCAGAACCAGUCCGGUCCGGGAGAAGUCUUCCAGUCUGGUCAUUCUCGUAACUCCAGCUACGCCAGCCAGCAGAGCAAAAUCUCAGGCUACAGCACUGAGCACUCCUGCUCCUCCAGCCUGUCGGACCUCACGCAUCGCAGGAACACCUCGACAGGAAGCAGCGCCUCCGGAGGCCUCUGCUUCACCACCGACCCGCCACCAGAGGGCGACAAGGAUGCUGGACGUCCGGAGAGACCCCCUCGACCCCCACGGCCCGUUCUGCCCCCGAACCGACCUCUGAGGAGGAAGCAGGACUCGGUGGAGAGCCACCCCACCUGGGUCAACGACACCCGCAUCGAUGCCGACGACAUCGUGGAGAAAAUCGUCCAAAGUCAAAACUUUGCAGAUAUCAACAACACCGAAGACAGCAACCUGCGCCUGUUCGUCAGCAGAGACGGAACCACGGCGCUCAGCAGCAUCCGACUGGGAAACAGGGUUUCUGCCGGUGGCUACGAGCCGGUGGUGAUCGAGAGCCACUAACCGGCCACCUGCUGUCUCACUGGUUUUACUGGAGCUUCAGCUGGUCUGACGCCAUGAGAGGAAAGCCUACGUCCGUUUGCACUUUAUGUCCAGUUUGUUGCAGCGUUGGCCUGCGCUCUGUUAAAGCUGUAUCUUUGUGAUGUUGAAGGGAAUGCACAAAAUGCUCCUCACUGUGUGUGAAUAUGUUGCAGGGAUUUCCAAUGAAGACGUUCAGAGGUUUCAGAUAUCAUCCAUUUUGUCUGCAGCUUGUUGUUAAAACUGAAAGACGAUAAAUAAGAUCAGAAAAUGUCAAGAGAGGAACAAUCGACUGUUUAACAGAAUAGGAAAAAAACAGCCACCAAAAUAGUUUGUCUCCUGUCGACAGGAAAACUUUCUCUAAUUUUUUGUGUUUAAUAAAUCAGGAGUGCAGUUCUGUGACCCGAUGAGAGGUCAGACAAAAAGCUCAAUCCGCAGAUUUAAAACUGACAGUUCAGCGUUUUUCCAGCGAUUUCUCCUCGCUUUGGUCAGGAAACCUUGUUGCUUUUCUUGCAGCCGAAACGUUGCCACUAUGUUUCCUACAGCGGAGUAUCAGGGCCAUCGUAGAAA
Xiphophorus maculatus (southern platyfish) is the source of this 2036-nucleotide messenger RNA. It is a transcript of the gene eeig1a, whose product is annotated as protein FAM102A-like. The record is from RefSeq and is a predicted model, not a curated record. The transcript has 12 exons. The coding region runs from base 294 to 1451 and encodes 385 amino acids. Lineage: Eukaryota; Metazoa; Chordata; Actinopteri; Cyprinodontiformes; Poeciliidae.